Molecule: messenger RNA, 1775 nt
Organism: Panicum virgatum (switchgrass)
Lineage: Eukaryota; Viridiplantae; Streptophyta; Magnoliopsida; Poales; Poaceae
Exons: 2
Coding region: 1250-1552 (100 amino acids)
Source: RefSeq, a predicted model, not a curated record
UGCGCCCGAAGGCCGAAGCCAUAGCCUUCUCGCAGUAGCAGCUUUCUCCGGUCUGGGCGCCGUGUUCGUUUAGUACUGCCGAUUUGAUCUUUCUGUGGUGCGGCGGGCUGCGUGGAUUAAGUAAUUGGUAUUUGUGUGCUGACUGGUGGCUAAGGCAAUACGUCGAACACCUGGUGUGCGACGCCUCUUGGGAGGAGCCUUGAGUCUAUCAUGAACUUUUCUGGGACUGAAAGGAGGUGGCGGUGAACUAGGUUUCCUGAAUUGCUUGUGCCGCAACUUAGCAGAAAGCAAGAUUUACCUCCGGCCGUUUGGAAUUGGAAUAGGUUGCUGUUACUCCGGCGUUCCAGUGGUCGAUUUAUUGCUAUCCAGCGUUGGCUGCUGAUAGGAUUGCGAAUAGCUGGAUGGAUAAGCAUAAAGAUGGCUUCUGUAGCUUCUGCUUUCAUGUUUUACCAGCAUUGUCUGUGCAUUGCUUAUCUGUGGUUUCGCGAACAGAUAUUGUGUUAUGGCUUCCCUUUUCCCCGGACAUGAGUUGUACUUGUUGGGUGGCCUGUUUAUCUCACUGCAUUGUUUCCCGAUGCUGUAGUCCCGAUAUCUGACAUGUUACAUUUCCCUAAUCUAUUACAGAAUGGGUAGCUCUUAUUCAUGAGUUCUUUAUCACACAAAGUCAUUCAAAUGACCAUAUGUAGACUAGGCAACAAGCUUGAUGCUCUUGUGCAUUAAGCCCAUGGCUGAUUAUUUCCGGUCUUUGUGUUGUGUAGCACAUUUGUUUCCUGUCUGAAAAGGAAUUCCCUUCCCAGACCCCACCUUGUGUGGGAGCUUUCAGAACGGGGUACUCCAUUUUUUUGUGACAGGAGUUUGGAUGUUAGAAUUGUCAAUUGGAUUUGGAUAGAUGAUGUUGAAUUUUCCCAAUUACAGUGUUCAGCAAGGGGGAUAAUAAACGACAAAUCGAUGCAUAAGUUCAUGCAUAUUUAUCCUACUGGACUAGCAACCUUGUAAAUGAAUUCAUACUAUUCAUGUUUUAUGGGAUGCAUCCAUAGUCUGAGAUCUUCUUAAUGAAACACGUGCCUGAGCACGUUUGUGAGAAAAAAGAUCCAUAGUCUGAGAUUAUUUGUAAAGGAAAGGAAUAAAACAAGCCUAACUGUUUUCGUUUCAGGAACGAGGUGUCAUUGUAAAGUCUGAACAGCAGAACCUCUUAUCAACUUCAGCAUAUCAGUAGUGUUUUUCAUCCUUAAAGAAACCAAGGAUCACGAUGGCACUGCGGCGAGCGCUGGGAUGGUCGGAAGGGGAGGUGAUGCGGCCGGAGUCAAAGCCCUGCUCUCGGUUGAUGCGACAGACUGCUGGCAUCUUCUCAGUUGGUGGUGGUCUGGCUUUCUGGGUGCUCUGCCGCCUUCACUAUGGUCCAAGAAUAACAGUUCCAAGGAGUCUCAGGUGGGCGUCAUGUGGAGCAGUCUCUGUGAGCGCGUCAUCAUCCUUGCUUGUGCGGCUCUUCAGCCCAGAAUGUGAACCUCAGAAUAUAGCAGCAUAUGACAAACCUGAAUUGAAGCCUGAAUAGCUAGCUUAUUUGAGUUUAGAGUUAGUCUACUCAGUUUAUUACCAAAAAAAAAGUUAGUCUACUCAGUUGUAUCAUGUUUUUUAUCCGUGCAUCCUGGACAGUUUCUGGAAGAUACCUCUGCAUGAUGGAAAGAUGGAGCCUAUCAUAUAUUGUCACUUGAAUUUGUUUUACUGGCUACCAUUGUAUGGUAAAUUUAUCUCCGAGCUAUGAGCUGUUGCGUUUA